Messenger RNA from Poeciliopsis prolifica (blackstripe livebearer), 7605 nucleotides. RefSeq names its product rho guanine nucleotide exchange factor 28-like. The transcript is spliced from 36 exons. Gene Ontology annotation, molecular function: guanyl-nucleotide exchange factor activity. NCBI's taxonomy places the organism in Eukaryota, Metazoa, Chordata, Actinopteri, Cyprinodontiformes, Poeciliidae. Gene Ontology annotation, biological process: regulation of Rho protein signal transduction. The record is from RefSeq and is a predicted model, not a curated record. Bases 65 to 5233 code for a protein of 1722 amino acids.
UGUCACGGAUCACAAGGAACUGAGCAGCCUCUUCAGCCUGCGCCAGGAGAGCUCUCGGAGGGCUAUGGAUCGCAAAGUGGCCCUCGCCAUGGCCAACCUGGACAUUCCUCCAAAUUGGAAUGUACUGGGCAGCCACCAUGGAGAUGAAUGCAUUCCCAGAGAGUGUCCCCUCCACCUGGCUGUACGGUGGGGAUUUUAUCGGCUUGCAGAGCUGCUGCUUUGCCAGCCGGGGGGUUUGAUGGCUGUCAGUCUCCCUAACGAAGAGGGAGUCACACCGUUGCAGCUGGCACAGACCACAGGCAACACAGAGCUCCUGGAGCUGCUCACAAACCCACCCAACCCCCUCGCCACUCCUCCAGCAGGUCUGACGCAAGUGUGGGCAGAUCGGUCCCGCUUGCUGCGGUUUUGCCACGACACUGGGAACCUGACUCUGUCCGUUCGACAAAACCUGAGAUGGAGUUCAGUGGAGAGUCGGUCCGCUGACAUCCUCCUGCUCAGAAACAGGCUCAGAGAUGAGAACUUCCUCAGGGAGAUCAAAGCGCUCAGAAGGGAGCGGGUGGAAACCAUAACAGAGAAGGAAGAACUUGUGGAUGAUCCUGCAGACACCGCUCUGUAUGCUGACAUGAACGAAGAAAAUUCUGCUGAUGUAAAUGUUCUCAACUUCUUUGCUGAGGACUGCGAGGAGCCGUUGAUUUUUGCCCUGAACGAGGAGGACGAAGACGACGAUCCUUCACACUUUGACUCUGAGAAAAGCCAGUCUAUAAGGGAGAGCCAGGCCUCGUCCCCGACUCGGGCAGCAGCUGCCAGACUUUCAGCAAUGAUACACGGCAAAGACCAAGUGUACGCCAACGCCAUGCUGGUGGACCAGGUGGAUGGAGCUGACAUUAAGUUUCGGUCUCCAGGGGAUGAGGAGGAGGUCAGCCCUUCAUCCUGCUGGGAUUCCUUCUCUCCCACUCUCGUUGAAUCGGGGAAUUGCUCCCAGAAUCGUUCCCAAUCCUCACCCCAUCACAGGCCAAGGGGAAGUCAGGGCCCAGGCUGGGACAAUGGCAGGGAGGCAUACUCUUGUGUUUCUCCCCCUUAUCCCUUUGCCUCCUCCCCAUCUUUUCCUUCCUCUCCCUUGGCUUCCGCAAUUCGUUUGUUCGAGGGAGGGCAGAGGCGACAGACGCUGACUGGUCCUUCGGACUCUCCAGCUUUGAAGCACAAAGAGUGCAGCUUGACAGAUGCGUGCCGGGGCCUGAGCCCCAGUCUAGAGUGUGACAGUGAAGAAGAGGAUGUAUUGGGCCAAUCCUACCCUUGCUCAUCUUCGAAACAGAGGUCCGUCCUGCAGUCCAGCUCUGGAGAAGAAAGGGACUCUUUUGACACUUCACCCGAUUUUAAUCGCUCACACUCUGAAACUGCAAAGACGUCCAACAAGAAUUCAGAAGAUGCUGAGGUUCGUAUGCGCUCCUACUCCUACUCCUCCCCUAAGGCGAGGCCAUCGCGGCCUCUGUUGAACCGGGACUCAGCUGUCAAUGAUCUGGAAGAAGAUGGCACAUUGAGCAGCGGCGGUCGUUCGCUACUUCAGGCUUUAUCUCUCUCUAAAUCAUUAUCACGUCUCACCCAAGUUAAACAGAGAGCCUUCAACCUGACUGAAACGACGAGAGAAAAGAGGAUUCUGGGUUUCCGUAAGCGGGCCCAGUCAGCAGAGGAGGAGAGCACGACAUCAGUCCAACAUCUCACGCUUACAGAGUUCCUCAAAGAGAUUGAGGAUGAAGAGUGGGAUAAAUACAUAAUCCCAUCUAAGGUUGAGUCGGAGAAGUACAAAGUGAGCCGGACCUUCAGCUUCCUAAAGAGCAGGAUGUCCAGUACCCGAAGCAAAACCAAGGUAAAAGGGAAAGAGACAAAGGAGGGAAAAGAGAAGCUGGGAGCGUCUAAUGGGCACCAGUUCGCUCCCAUGUCUCCGUCUGCUCUUUCUCUCUGUGUGGCCUGUGAUAAGCCUGUUUCUGGGAAAGAGUCGUUGCAGUGCGCCAACUGCUCUCUGAAUGUCCAUAAAACCUGUCGGGAAUCUGUUGCAGCCUGUGGAAAGAAACUGCAGGAGAGGAAUCUAGUGCUAAUGAAAAGCAAGACUAUGUCUCUCCCACAGAGUUUUGCCAAGGAAAGUUCUCCAGCUUCUCUUUUCUCUUCCUCCGCCUGCUCGUCCCCAUCAUCUUCAGCUCCAACAAUGACCAAAGAGAAAAGGGAAACAGUCGCUUCUUUCUCCAAAAGCCAAUCAAUCUCUAUAGACAGCAGAGGCUGGAGUGAAACAGCAGGGGUGGACAGUGAAUGCAACAUGGCAGCUUACACUAACAGCUCUCCUCCUGAAGAAGGAAUACCUGUCAUAACAACUCCCCAUUUCACCGACCUACCUAUCAGCACAAAGGUGACUCUUUGUCUUAAUGCUGUAUAUACAGAUACUGUUGAUGCUCCUCUGCUGAGUGACCUGUCAGCUGACUUGCUGGGGCUCGAGGCAGAGUCGUGGAGUAUUGCUGUGUCUCCAGACUUUUGUAGACAACAUGACAGACGCACAAUCAAACGACAAGAUGUUAUUUAUGAGCUGAUGCAGACGGAGCUUCACCAUAUUCAAACUCUGACAGUCAUGUCGGAGGUGUUCAGGAGAGGUAUGCUGGAAGAGCUGCAGCUCGACUCGGAUUGUGUGGCCCGGAUCUUCCCCUGCUUGGAUCCUCUCCUGCUUUUCCACAGAAACCUCUUCAGAGCGCUGCAGGAAUGCCGCCAGGCUGCAACACAAACGGACAACUCCCGAAAUUACCUCAUCCAUCGAAUUGGAGACGUACUGCUUCAGCAGUUCUCUGAUGAAAAUGCUGAGAUGAUGAAGCAGGUGUACGGAGAGUUUUGCAGUCACCACAUGGAGGCUGUCAAUGUCUUCAAAGAGCUCCAGCAGCAGAACAAAAAGUUUCAAAACUUUGUCAGACAACAGAGUAAUAACUCUCUGGUCAGACGAAGAGAAGUGCCAGAAUUCAUUCUGCUGGUCACGCAGCGCAUCACAAAGUAUCCAGUUCUGCUAGAGAAGAUACUGCAGUACACUCAAGACGGAAGCCAGGAAUACUCCAACUUGUCAGAUGCCCUGGCUCAGAUCCGUGACAUCAUCACAGCCGUGGAUGUGAUGGUCGGUAAGUAUGAGCGAUCUCAAGAGCUGCAGGAAGUCCUCGCCAGGCUGGAAACCAAGAGCUUCGCCAAGCUCAAGAACAGCAAGGUGUUUCGCAAACAGGACCUGCACAGCAAGCACAGAGCUCUGCAGCACAAAGGACUGCUCUACUGGAAGACUGCCACAGGGCGUCUGAAAGACACGUUAGCUCUUUUGCUCACGGAUGUCUUGGUUUUUCUGCAAGAGAAAGACCAGCGCUUCAUAUUUGCAUCUGUGGACCAGAAGCCUCCAGUUAUUCCUCUGCAGAAGCUCAUUGUUAGAGAGGUAGCUAAUGAGGAGCGAGGAAUGUUCCUUAUCUCUGCAUCCUCUGUGGGGCCAGAGAUGUAUGAAGUUCACACCACCACAAAAGAGGAGAGGAAUGCCUGGAUGAGACACAUCCGACAGGCUGUAGAGAGUUGUCCAGAGGAAGAAGAGGAGGAGGAGCGAACUGCAGAGACAGAGGAAGCCAGACAAGCUGCAGAAGUCAGAGUUCAAAAGAUUAGCAAGUUCCAGGAAACGUUGCUUGGUCAGGACCAGCAGAUCUGCCACAGUUUGGAGGAAAAGUUGCAGCUGUACGCUGAGCUCACGGACUUAACUCUCCGGUCACCAGAAUCUGUCCCACAUCGCCAUCUGCUGGUGGGACCUGCACAGUACCUCGACAUUGAGGCGCCGCGUCAAGCAUCAUCGCUGCUCACAGCUGCACUGAGAGAAGCUGAGAACCUGAUCAACAUUCUCCAGACCCGUGAUGGCGUCCCGAGUCAGAACUCUCCUCUCCAGGCCCCAGAGUGCUGCAGCUACAACAGCCACGGCAGCAGCAUUCAGGAGUCUCCCUCUGAACCGGAUUAUCUGAGCACGCUCAGUAUCAGCUCCAACUCUCUGGGGUCUGACAGCGAGUUAGCGGGCAUGGAGAGCGCAUCGUGGAGCUCAGCUGUUGAGCUAAGGAAAGGAGACGCAAAAGGAACACUUUUAAAGGUGGCAGAGAGUGUCCAGAGCCUGACUCAGCUUCUCUACAGUCUGCAGGCAGCUGUGACCCUCCAGGACAGCUUCUAUGAAGUCCAGAAACUUCUUCUUCACGAGGGAGAAAGACCUCAGCUUCGCAGCAUCACCUCCCUCCAGACCAACUUGGAACAGGAGAAGCAGAGGAGCUCUGACAAGAUGAAAGAGGAGAAGAAGAGUUUGGAGAGGAAGAAAGAAGAUGUGGACGAGGUGCAGAAGCUCCAAGCUAAACUGAAACAAGAGCAGCAGCGCUGGGAAAAAGAGUGUGUGGCCAGAGAGAAACAACAGACUGAGCAGGAGAACGUGUUGGAGCAGCGAGAGCAGCAGUGUCUGUCUGAGUCCGAGCGGCUCCGCUGCGAGCGAGAGGAGCUCGACGCUCAGCUGCAGGAGUAUCAGCAAAACCUGGACAGGCUGAGGGAGGGCCAGAGGAGUGUGGAGAGGGAGAAGGAGAGGAUCGAAGCCCAGCAGAGGCUGCUGCAGAGCUGGAGACAUAGCCGCCAGAGCAGCCUGCCCGUCACAAUACCACUAGAUGGAUACAAGGUUGCCACACACAGCCGCACAGGCAGCUUUGACGGAAACUACUCACUGUUCAAGAACGAGUCGAGUUUGUUCAGCUCCCUGCGACAGAACCACCUCCACCAGCCCCCCGUCCACAACCACCAGCAGACCCUCUCCACGCAGAAGAAGAAUAAUCCGGAUGGGCCGCCGCUCAGCUCAGCUGACUGCAGCGUUAGCGCCAGCCUCUACAACAGCCUCAACACGCUGCUGAGCCAAACGCACGGCAAGCAGCCUCUGUACAGCAACAACCACAGCUGCUCCCGACCGUCCGCUGAUUGCCUCCACUCCCUCAGCAGCCGAGUGCCUUCACAGCAGCAGAGAUGCAGCGACAAUUUCACCCAGCUGGAGGAAACACAAACUUCAGGUUCCUGGAGGCCAGGGGUCACAGGUCACGGACCCAUUAAGGAGCACAACUCCUCCUCUCCCUCUCUUACCCCGCUGCUCCCUCCCCAAGCUUAUCUCUCCCUUGAAGGACAGAACGGAGAGGAGGGAGUCGAGGAAAACAUCGUUUACCUCUGAGAAUCCCGGAAGCAGCAAAGCAAGCUGCCAGAUCAGCAACUGAACGAAAAGGAUAAUCUAUCUGUGUCUUCAUUGUAAAAUAUCUAUUUAAAAUGGACUCAAGUCCAUUUAAAAAUCUGAAUAUUUACGCAUUCUGACUAUGUGCCUUUAUGUAAUUCGGUGUGCCUCAUUGGUGAUCAAACAAUUGUGCCUUUUUAAUUUUGAAAAAAAAAGAGAAAAUUCUGUUUAUUUUUUUUCUUACAUUCUAGUUUAUUAUUUGUUGCACUAAUUUGAAGAUAGAGGUACAUUCAACUCGAACAGUUUAAUCAGAAGAAUUGGUGCAUUUCUCCAAAAGCGCUUAAAGUAAACUAUUGUGGUAAACUCAAUGAAGCUCUUCCCCAGACUAUGUAAUAUUCUGUUUGGCAGUUCUGCUGUGCUGUUUUUGUUUAAGUUGUACAUUUAAAACAUAAGUUGUCGUAAGCAUCUGCAAAGGAUACAAAUAUGCUGACAUUUUUUAAUGUACAUAUAUACAUAUAUAUUUAAUGUUUAUUCUUAUGAAUAGGCUACCUAUGCACAUUGUGUUGAAAAAUGAUCAUAUAUUCCUAAUUUUUUAAUCUCUCUGAAGUGCCAAAAACAUUGCUGAUGCUGUAAUUGAUGUAAAGAUAAUUGUUUUCUUUUAAUUUAUUUGACAUAGAUCGCUUCACACACUCCCAACAUUAAUAAUGUUUUGUUUUUAAAUGUCUCACUGUGUAUUCUGUGGGGUUAGAAGUUUACACACCCUCAUCUGCGGCAUGAAUGCCACUUUAAUAUUAACUGCUAAUUUUGCAAUGUGGAACUGUUGUACAUAACAAUAUUUUUUUACAAAACUAUUACAAUUGAACAAUUUAGAGUUUUUACACAAAAGGGGUCAAAUAUGUUCUUAUUAUCAAUUUGAUUUGCAAAUGACAUUUCACCUCACUGUGGCACUUAACGUCAAGCACACACACCUACUAUGUGGGAAUGUGCAUGUGUGUGUGUGUGGGUGUGUGUGUGAGUGAGAUUGGGUUAAUGAGGCCUUAGUGUAAAGUAAUAGUCGGUAUGAGCAGAAAAGUGCUGUACAAAUUCAGUUCAAUUUGAUCAAGUUCUAGUUGUAAAUGGAAAAUCCAUAGAGAUUUGUCACUACUUUGACAAAUGCAAGUUCAUGUGUUUCUCUCAGAUUGUCUCAAAGGGAAAUGUUUACACGUAGACAUUAUCAGAACUAUGUUUGUGGCUGGUUUACUGAGAUACUCAACUUUCUUUUUUGCACAACUUUAACUGCAUCUUAUGUGCAUAAGAAAUCCUCAGAAAUUGGAAAAAAAAUAAAACCCACAACAUCCAGGUACAAACAAAAAACACCAAGAGAACCUGAAAAUAAUUCUUUCUGGCUGGAUAUGUAAUCACACCUCUAUAGUGAAAUUAGUUCAGGUUAACUGGUGAACACUUUAGUAUGGUCUAUUAGUUGGGAAGCUUAGUUAAUAUGCUCUAUUCCUAAACUAAUUAUUAUACAUAUAAACAGAAUAACUGUUCUGCUGUGUUCAGAUUGAUUCACAUUGAUGAAUUGAGGUGAAGUUGAAUUAUGUACAGGUAAUAACUAGCACAAUUAGCAGCGAAGCUAUCACCACCAUGCCCAUUAGUUGUCACAAUGUUUACUUGUUCACAAACCUCACCUUCACUCAUACAAAGAAAGUUCCUGUCAUUGUGUAAAACUAGCGUAGUUUUUGUUUGCUCUGGUCAUAGAAAUGGUUUUGGUUUGUCCAUGUGGGCAACAGUAUUUUUCUAUAACAGGAAGCUUCUUUUUCUGUUCAUAUUUAUGUUAAGACUUUCUUCACUGUUGACAGUGGUACAAUUUUCUGUAUUUUCCAGUUCAUAAAUACCUUCAUAAAUAUGAUGAUUUUGAUGUUCCUGCUAUUUUUUUCUUUUAGUUGUGACUUUUUGGGUCACAUAUUUCAUUCUUGGACAUGGGUGAGUAUUCCGAUUAAUCAGUUACUCAAAACAUAUGAAGACAGGUGUAGAAGCUUAUAGCAGGAUAAAACAAAGCUAUUGGCGUGGCCCAGCCAAAGUCAUGACCUUAAUCCUGUUAAAAAUGUUUGGCAUAUUUUAAAAGGCCAGGUCUGUGCAAGAAACCAAUCAUUUAACCAGUUCUAUCAAGAAAACUGUUCAAACUAAGAUCUUUCCACCAGGUUACUGUUUUUAAAGUCAAUUAAGUGUAUUCUUAUACAGUCAUGUCAUAUUUAAAAAAAAAACAUGUUCAAAUUAAUUAGUAUGUCAAUAAGAUUAAUAUGACAUUCAUGCCAAGGUUGUCUGUAUGAAAGCUUCUGACCAGAGCUGUAUGUAACGUAACACUGUGUAUAUAAAACUAUCUUGGUAAACAUCUA